Molecule: messenger RNA, 1680 nt
Organism: Cherax quadricarinatus
Lineage: Eukaryota; Metazoa; Arthropoda; Malacostraca; Decapoda; Parastacidae
Cellular component (GO): plasma membrane
Source: RefSeq, a predicted model, not a curated record
AUGAGAAUUUCCAAGAGUGGUCUGAAACCUGAGAAGCUUCCAAUGGCGCUUGGUAACAGUGGUCUGAGACCUUCCAAGUGGGGUUUAAGACCUUCCAGCCCUGGUUUGAGAUCUUCCACUCCAGGUCUGAGACCUCUCGUCAGGUGUCGAGGAGGCUUCGUGGAGAUCUCUGACGGGAGGAGUGUGGCUGAAGGCAACGCUGACGGAGGCCUCAACUCCCUCAGGAUCUGUGGGGAGGACGAGAGGCUGCACCCGCCAGUGGUGCUCUACAGCGACUCAGGAACAGCCACUAUCUCCUUCCAUGUGAGCGAGAGGUACGGCAGUCCCAGGUUCAUCGCUUACUACAACUUCCCUCACAGGAGCAACACUGUCUCAGGUGACAGGCAGAGAGGAGGUUCCAGGAUGGAGUACACAGCAUGUGACUGGGUGUAUCAGGACGUGCACUGUACCAUGAGAGGGGAGUGCCAGGUGACUUCUCCUGGCUUUCCUGGCAUAUACCCCGCCCACGCCCGCUGCAGGUACCUCAUAGUUAUGUCCAGCCCAGACACGGCAGGCAACAUCACCUUCGUCACCAUGGACCUCCACCCGCAGAGAUGUACUACAGACUUCGUGGCGGUCUACGCUGGUACCUCCACCUCUUCCCCUCUCAUCGACUCCCUCUGUGCCUCCGACAGGAGGAUUGUACAGUUCUCUGGGCCCAACGUUCUCCUGGAUUUCAGUUCGGGACCUCGCAGUCCUCCCUACAAGUACAGUGGCUUCCACGCUUACGUUGACUUCGUCGGUGUGGUGGGUCUUCCACAGCCAGCCCCACUAUCACCCACCUCCCCUCCUGUCACUCACACACUCAGUGACCCGACGGGGCACACUGGAGGGCUAGAGUGCCAGCGGAUCUUCUGGAGUAACCACACUAGGGAGGGUAUCUUCGAUACCUCCUCCAUCUGUCCGGGCAGACCCCGCUGCUGCAUCCGGUUCCUCGGGCAUCCGGACGAGGUCAUCCAAAUCUCGCUCUUCAAGUACAAAUUAGGGGGCAGAUCAUGUGCCUCAGAGGCUUCCAUAUACGACGGAUUGACCAACGAAGGCCACGACAACCUUCUGAGGAAGCUGUGUGGACCCAUGGCAAGGGAGCCUCGGGACCCCUCCGGUAGGUUCGUCCAGCAGGCGUUCUUCUUGUCUUCAUCCAACACCAUGGAGAUCGAACUCAGGCUGGGACCAGGAACAAACCUCCUCAACCAGUUCCUCGUCGGCGGGUAUUACUUCCACAACACUCGUCUGGAGGGUACCAAGAAGCCAACGAGCGUCUGCGAUGUCAUGUUCUACGGGGCUUCGAGUCCCGACCAAGGCUUCGUCAGGCAUCCUUCAGCGACCCUCCUCUGGAACGUGGAAGGAUCUCUCAACUGCAGCUACCUCUUCGUGCCUACUGCCACUCAGUCACUCUCCCUCACGGUGCAGGAAGCCAGCCAGAGUGCCACCGAGGGCCACUGCUCCACCAGGUGCGGGGAAGAGGGGUGCCAGUGUCACCCAUCCAUGGUACCUCUCCAACACGUCGACCACCUUCUCUUUAUCCACACAAAGACACAUCGUGUUAUCUCCUGCCACUGUGGCCGAGUCAAGCGUAAUUACAAAAACAAACAAAAUGUCUCCAUUACUGCCAGACUUAACACCGACAAGGAGAGGAACUAA